AAAAACUUUCGUGGAUCGCGGUCCCCUUCCCGAAGACGCGGCCCACAUGUCGUAGAUGAAGGAGGAUUAUUUGGAACGAGAGGGUGUGCAAGUGCGCGCCAGCGGAACGGAGGAACCGAAUAUUUAAUCCUGAUACUCGUUUGCCCCACAACACAAACGCCAUUAGCACAAUGGGCAAGGCAUCUCUGCUCAUCUGCUGUGCUCUUUUCAUUCUGUUCGCGACAUUGACGAGUGGAGAAGAAAACCACCCGCAACGUGCAGGCGAUGAGGCUGCGCCAUUGGAAAGUGCCCAGCCUGAGCCUGAAGUGGAUCCUCCGCAGGGGGAGAAAGACGGCGAAGUGCCGGAGUCUCACGAUCCCUUAGAACAUGACAAGCACCCCGAGGAAACGGAACAUGCGGAGGAAAUGGAAAACGCCGAGCAACGGGUGCAGGAGGAUCCGGACCACCCUCACGACCGAGAACACAACGAAGCGGGAGCCACCGGCAGGGCGAAAAAGCAGCGACGAGGCGAGAUGGACGACGAACAUACCAUUCACUUUGCCGAGCUUGAGCCACGAAUGCUGCAGAACAGGAGUCACCUUGUGCAUGACGUUGAUGACAAUCCGCAUGGCUUUGAUCCAGUGGAGGGAAUCAACUUGCCACAUCUAACAUUUGAGGACUUGUUCCACGCCAUCGACAAGGACACAGACGGCAAGAUCGACACGGACGAGCUCUCCGCCUGGCUCAAGCACAUCACGGCCAUCAGCGAGGCUCACAGUGCAGCCGAGCAGUGGAACAUCGUCGAGAAGGCCAGCCAGAAACUCAUGUCCUGGGAUGAAUUCGAGGCCAUAUUCGGCAAGCAUCUCUACGAGUCGGAUCCGCGUCCCAAGGACCAAGUGGACCAUGAUAGACAGCAGCUGGAGGCACACAUACGCAUGAUAGAGCGUCGCUGGCAGCACUGCGAUCGUAAUCACGACGGCAUGAUGAGCUUCGGCGAGUUCAUCGACUUCCAGCAUCCCCAGAACAAGCCCUAUCUCAGUUCACUGCACUUCGAGGAGAUCUUGGAGGAAAUAGAUAUCGAUAAGGACGGUCAAGCUUCUCUCAACGAAUUCCUAAUCAAUGGUCAUCCUCCCGAUAGUCCGCUUGUUGAAUUCCUGAAAGACAACAACUUUGACACGUCGCAUUUUGACCAGAACUUAGUUCUCUUCCCCAAUGGCAGUCGUGUCAGUGAGGAGCUGUUUUCUGAGAUCAAGAUCUUUGCCAAUGAGUUCGACAAGAAUGGAGACUGGUUCUUGAAUCGGGAUGAAGCACGUGUAUGGAUUGUUCCAGAGCACAUUGUGAUUCCCUGGGAGGCAGAAGCGCAAGACCUGUUGCGGAAGCUGACCCCUUUGCGUGCCCGGGAUCAGCUGACGUCCAUCUCCAUGGCGCUGUUCUUGGCCAACAAGGAAGCCUUCAUCGAAAGUGCGGCAACCAACUAUGGGGAAAUCAUCGCCAAAGAAAACGCCAGCGACAAGGAUACGAAGAAGGAGGAAAGCGAACAUGAUGAAUUGUAAUUUAGGGAAAUGUAGGCCUCCGCUGUAUUCUGUUAGAGUGCUGCCACAGGCUAGCAUGCCUUCAAAUUGUCUUUCCUGUAUUUAGGGCAUUGGUAGAGAGGCUGCACUUACUCAUGGGUAGCAGCUAUAAAUAUUUUAAAAGAAAUGUUAUUUUACAAGUUCAUGGCCGUAUGGUUUGAAGUGGCUGAAAGGCGCCAUAACUCGCCAUGCUCACAUGAGCAUCCAUUCUAUUAGAGAAGCUGUAGCUUUAGCCUGAGGGUGUAUCUGACCGGUACUUAGUCCAUCGGUGCUGUGAACAACACCACUGAUGAUAAGUUGACUAUACAGACCCUUUCUCUCUCUCUCUCUCUCUCUCUCUCUCUCUCUCUCUCUCUCUCUCUCUCUCUCUCUCUCUCUCUCUCUCUCUCUCUCUCUCUCUCUUCUUUCCCUCUCUUGCUCUCUCUCCCUUUCCCUCCUAAUGCACGAACACACACAGACAACACGCGUAUACUCAUACAUGUGUCUGACACCAUAAACAAGUUUACCUCCCCUGAUGCAGAUCGAGUUAAUUUUAUUCUUUUUGUGGCCAGACGAAAAAUUAUAUUUAUUGCUGAUUUAAUAGGUGAGCUGCUCGUAUUCUCAUCGCUAUCUUUGCUAUUGAAAGGAGAGUAAUAGUGUAGUAUGAUGCCUGGGCACAUCUUGUGUUUAGUGCUGUGAA
Messenger RNA from Sycon ciliatum, 2229 nucleotides. Its product is annotated as reticulocalbin-2-like. The record is from RefSeq and is a predicted model, not a curated record. The transcript has 8 exons. Gene Ontology annotation, molecular function: calcium ion binding. Gene Ontology annotation, cellular component: endoplasmic reticulum. NCBI's taxonomy places the organism in Eukaryota, Metazoa, Porifera, Calcarea, Leucosolenida, Sycettidae. Bases 171 to 1532 code for a protein of 453 amino acids.